GCAGGUUUGGAUAGGACAAAUAUUGGCGCGUCUUUUCUGGAGAUUUGCGACCUAAAUUGAGUGCAAUAAAGAGCGGGAGAGUGCGGAGCACCUAGCCGCGACCAUGGACAAGUUCCUGCUGCGCAAUCCCACGUGGAAGACGAAGACCUACGGCUCGAUCGUGGCCGGUUCCAGCGCAGCCGCCGCGAAGAAAACAGCGGCGUCACCGAUACGCCGACCGUUGCAGGAUUCAAAUCUGGGGGACUCCAGGCCCAAGCCGGCGACCCUGCCUCCCAAACCCCAAUCUCAGGCCCCGGCAGAUGACCAGGUGGCCAGGGAUCGGCUGAUGCUCAAGCCGGCCCUAGCCGUCUCCAAGGCGAUCAGCCAGCACCGCUCCGAGUUCCAGAGGGAGCCCUACCAGGACCAGGCGACGGGAUCGGGAUCGGGAGCAGCGCCCCCAAACGCACCGGCCACGCCCACCAGGCAGGAGGGCCAGUGGGCGCGCCUGCAACAAGAUCUCAACAGCCCCAAUGCUGCACUUCGUCUGCGCGCCAUUCGUGCCUUGAAGAGCCCCACUAAGUCGUCGUACAAUACAUUCGAUGUGCCUCUGGCCGAACAGAGCAUCAUCACGAUGGAGGAACGCAAUCCGCAGGAGCCGCCCAGCCUGCCGGAGUUGCUCAAGGAUAUAGUUGUCUACGUGGAGGUGCGAACAGGCAACGAUAAUCGCUCCGAGGGCGUAAAAACCAUUAUUGCCAAGAUGGGAGCCCAGGUAAAAGAUCGUCUAACACGCACCACCACGCAUGUGGUCUUCAAGGAUGGUCUGCUCUCAACUUAUAAAAAAGCCGCCGAGUGGAAAAUACCCGUCGUAUCGAUACUUUGGAUUGAGGCCUGCAAGGUGCAGCGCAAAAUAUGUGAUCCCAGCAAGUUUCCCAUAAGCAACAUACGGAUGUACGAGUAUCCAGAGCUCUUCGGGAAAAUACCGCGCGUUAAGUUUAUGCAGCCGGAUUCGGAGUUGAAUCAGCGACCACGGAAACGCCAGGGAACGCCCACAUCCUCCAGGGACCAAGAGCCAGGAUCGGCCAAUAAGCGAGCCCAGCCCGGAACUCCAACCACCACCACACCAAAGAAUGACAUCAGCCGCUUCUUCAGGGCCCUCAACCACAACAAAGCGUCGGACGAUGAGGUAACCGAGUCGCCAGCCACUAAACUACUCAACAGGAUAAGCAGUGGCUGCUACACUCCUUUGCCCGCAGUGGCUGCUUCCCAGCCGAAGGGAACCAAUGGCAGCGGCGAUGCUGCGGCCGAGAAAGUGCAGGCCCAAAAGAGUUUGCAAUUCGGAGAGCAGCCGGCUAGCAUUACUCCUCAACCCAAAUCAUCGAUCUCUGCAAGGCCACGUCGAAGCACAGUGGAACCACCACCGGUGAUGACGCCUCCUGCGCGCACUAGUCGCCGUCGCAGCUGCGUGGCAGAGAUCAGCAGUCCCGCGGCAAUGGAACCCCGAAUGACACGCCGCAGGAGCUCACUGGCUGCCACAUCAAUACCGGAAGCUGCUCCAGCCGCAGCUUUGGAGCCCAGAAUGACUCGACGCAGGAGCUCAUUGCUAGCGGCUCCCAAGCAGCCAGAGGAAACAGUCCCAAAGCAAACUAUUGAAACCAUAACCGAGGAGCUGGCUCCCAACGAAGAGAACAGGAAUUCAAUAGUUAUGAUGCACAGCAAGCCAAUCAACCAAACUGAUUGCGUUGAGCAGUCCAUAGAAAUGACCGCCGUGGCGGCAGAAGCUUCCUACAAAGCGGACAGGCGUGGCACACUCUAUGCCUCCGAAUGUAUGGACAUUAGUGCUUCUCGGCGCCACAGCGUGGCAACAUCUAGACAGUCGCAAAACAACGUGACUCAGACAUCCAACUCCAUUAUGGAGGAGCCACUAACUCCGCUUUUUAGCUCCACGCGACUGCCAAGCGGCCAGUCCACAGGCAACCGCAGGCGCACCAUCUUCAACAUGGACAUGGACGUGAUUAACGAGAGCAUCGAACGGAUUAACCAGUCGCAUCGCAGAUCUCUAGCCUUGGCCAAUGAGGCCGAGUUGGGCGAGUGUCGCGCAGUUACGGAGCAGGAACAACCGCUGGCGGAGGCACUCCCCCCAUCGCAGGAGCCCAAAAGGCGGCGCCUUUUCAAUCCAAAUGACGAGGUGGUCAUUUCCCCACCCAAAAGCAGCAGGAAGAGUCGCCUGAGCAUGACGGGCUCCUCGAGCUCCGUGCAGAAGCGUCGACGAUCGCUGGCCACUCCUGCGAAAUCUUCCUCUUCGGAGGCGUCUGUCGCGGCUCCAGUGGCCAAGGCCAAAACCACUACCACUCCGGAAGAGGAACCCAAGGAAAAUGCCGUUCCAGAACUAGAGGAUUCCCUUUCGACCAUAGAAGAAGCGGAGGACAGGUCAAAGGGCAAGCAACGUUCACGCAUUCGCACCCUGGUGCACACAAACAUGCACCAGGAGCAGAUCCAGGCCAUCCACAAGGCCCUGCGCAAGUUGCGCGGCAUGCGACUGGAUCCUACGGUGACCCAGCGCACCACCCACCUGGUUAGCCUGGAGCCGCGUCGAACGCUAAAUCUCUUGCGUGGAUUGAUGCGCGGAGUCUGGAUUGUCAGCUAUCAGUGGGUGUUGGCGUCCAUUCGUGCGGGGAAGUGGAUCAGUGAGGAGCCCUACGAACUGACCAGGUUUUCGCGGGCCAUCGAGAUUUGCCGCACUGAAAGGCAGGCCUUUGGCGUCCACUACCAGUGCGAAUUGUUUCGCUUCAUGGAGCCCUUCUAUGUGUCGUCCCUCUGCCGACCGGUGCAGUUCAACAACAUGAAGGAGCUGCUCCUGCUGGGCGGCGCCACCCUGACCGAGAACCGCUUCAAGGCCAAGUACAUCAUCGGGGAUAAGCGGCGGGCCGAGGACGAGCGGGUUUACCUCGAUCCCUUCUGGGUGCUGGACAGCAUCACCAACAUGCAGAUCCAGAAGUUCGGCAAAUACCUGAUGAAGAGCGCCAUUAUCACGGCCGCCGGCAUUCGGUACGAGGAUCCAAGGGAGCGCGAUGAGGAGCCCGAACCGCAGAGGCGGCAGCACGACUACGUGGAUCCACCGCUGGUGCUGGACAAAUAG
Molecule: messenger RNA, 3115 nt
Organism: Drosophila takahashii
Lineage: Eukaryota; Metazoa; Arthropoda; Insecta; Diptera; Drosophilidae
Gene: MCPH1
Product: Microcephalin
Biological process (GO): mitotic cell cycle
Source: RefSeq, a predicted model, not a curated record